Messenger RNA from Cydia fagiglandana, 6126 nucleotides. RefSeq names its product beta-1,4-galactosyltransferase 3. Gene Ontology annotation, cellular component: Golgi apparatus. The transcript has 5 exons. The record is from RefSeq and is a predicted model, not a curated record. Gene Ontology annotation, molecular function: galactosyltransferase activity; N-acetyl-beta-glucosaminyl-derivative 4-beta-N-acetylgalactosaminyltransferase activity. Lineage: Eukaryota; Metazoa; Arthropoda; Insecta; Lepidoptera; Tortricidae. Gene Ontology annotation, biological process: glycosphingolipid biosynthetic process; carbohydrate metabolic process. The coding region runs from base 10 to 1113 and encodes 367 amino acids.
AACGCAUCUAUGCAGCUGUUAUUGACGUUUGUCACUGUCACUACCUCAGUUGUCAUGUCAACAAAGUGGUUUAAAUCGAUAAAUACGAGAAAAAAAACUAAAUUUGAUUAUGAUAUAAUAAAAAGUGCAUGUUACUUAAUAAAUUUUAUCGCAAUGCGGCAUGUUUUUAAGAAAAAAGUCUUAUACGCUGGUGUGGUGGUUAUAGUUUUGAUUAUAUUCCUGCAUCCAGACAUGUGUGGUCAUCGGACGUACGAAUAUAUAGAAAAGGAUGAUAUAUUAGAUAAUUUGUAUUACGGGACAGCUGAGAAUUUUAGUAGUAAUGCGUUAAGUGACUGCGAGUACCGUGAUAUAGUGUUUGACGAAACAACGUUGUCGCCGGGUAUUAAAGAUGGGGAUUUGGUCGAGGGUCAUAGGAUAAAGGAUGGAGGGGAGUACGCGCCGCUUGAGUGCAAACCUAAGUUCAGUACAGCGAUCGUGGUACCUUAUAGAGACAGAGCUGAACAGUUGCGAGGAUUCCUCAUCUACAUGCACAUGUUUCUGAGACGUCAGCUGAUCCACUACCGCAUCUUUGUGAUAGAACAGGUGGACUCUCGGCCCUUCAACCGAGCGAAGCUGAUGAACGUAGGCGCGGUGAUCGCCGCCCGCGCUGGCUUCCCUUGUCUCGUUUUACAAGACGUCGACUUAUUACCACUGCGGCCUGCUAAUAUUUAUGCCUGUACGAAGAACCCCAGGCAUCUGUCGUCGAGUAUUGACAAGUUUAGAUUCGUCCUACCAUACCUGGACCUUUUCGGCGGCGCCAUAGCGAUAACAACCAAACAGUACUUGGACAUAAACGGCAUGAGCAAUGAGUACUACGGCUGGGGCGGGGAGGACGAUGACCUCUACAUACGUCUGGAGGCGCACGGGCUGACACGGUGCCGGUUCGAACCCGGGACCAGUCGGUACCACAUGCUGACCCACCGCCACGAGCCCCGGACUAAUACGCAUAAGGUAACCAAGUUAUUAAAAAACGCAAAAGACAGACUUAAAGAGGAUGGGCUGAACUCCCUGCAGUACACAGAAGUGGCAACAGUACUCCAUCCUCUAUUUACUCAUAUCAUGGUUGAUCUUUAGCAUAUCUCUUACAAAUAGUAUUUUAGACACCUCACUGCUUUGGUUAAUAGUACUCAAGUAGUAAGACUAGAGGUAACAAGCAAAGGUUUAUUGAUUAUUAUUAGAUGUGUAAAAUCUAAGACAAAUAUAAUCGUCGGGUGACAAGCAAAAGUCACUAACUAACACCAUUGAAAUUAUUGGACAAUGAACCGUGUUACAAGUGUAAUAAAGUGCAUUGUUACUUUAAUUUUUUCAUAGUACUUAGUGACUUUUGCUUGUCACCCGGCGCAUAUUAGGAGCUUCGAAUUUUGCAGCUUCGGUUUCAGGCUUCAUACAUUGUGCAUUCUUGUUGUCAAUAUUUGACGUGUGAUAUUUCAGUAACCACAAAAAAUGCCUCCUUAUUAGUGUCAACUAGUACGGCUGUCAAACAUAAGGGCACAUUUUUUUCUUAGACUUAACACUUCUACAAUCAAUAACGCUUUGAUAACCAGUAAUUAAUUAGGCCUGGUACAUAACUCAAAAAUAAGUUCCUUAUUAAUGUUGUUAGUCUUAGAGUCUUAAGUUUUACAUAGCACUCAGAUCUCCGGCUUAAAUAGUACUAUUCCAUAAAGAUCUAAAAAAAAAAACAAGAAAGAAACGUGAUUCGGUACGGCCAAAGAAGUACAAUCUUUUUAUCUAUGGAAUUACGUCAUCGGUCGAUCAGACCUGCUAGCAUGUGAGUUGCGAUCUCACGCGCGAGUCCAUACAUCAAAUAGCGCGACUUCAAGUAUGGACUCGCGCGCGAGAACGCAAUCAUGUUAGACCGUCAGACUUGAGCCAAUAGUUUUUUUUUAGAUCCUAAUGGUCUGUAAAAUAGUUUUAAAACAUAAGGGUUUGAGAAAAAAGUUAUAUUAUUUGCUGCUGCGAAUAAAAUGCUUCAUAGAAACAUAGUGAUCCAGUUGUAAAAAAUAUGCCUUAACAGUACAAUAAUAUUAACUUAAAUAAGUCAAUUUGUUAAAUUAUUGAUAGGUAUCAAGUUAUCAUUCCUAGUACAUUUAAGAGUAUCUUUAAAUUAGGUUAGCUACUAAAAUUACUAGAUUUAUCACAACUAAUUUUAAUGUCACAAAUGUAUGUACAUGAACCAUUUUAAUGCUCUGUGAACCUAUCAUGUUGGCAUGUGAGUGAUCUUUUAAAAAUAAUGAAUUAUGAAUAGUGGUGAACGGGUUAAGUCAGACACCUUGUUUUGUGUUUAAUAAAUAUUGUUACACAAACUUAGUUGCAUAUGUUUUACAAGACUAGUUUUAAUGUACAUAAAUGGGGAACCUGUAAUUAAGUUAAUUGAUUCCAUUAUGUUACAUAUGGUAAAAAUGGAAGGACCUGUAAUUAGUCUCAAGUUAAUAACUAAUUUGCACGAAGUUAUGAAACUUUGUACAUUUUAUGUUAUACUUCUUCUAGCCUCGUGCCGCCCAAUGUGCAUUAGGAUGUACAUUCCGAUUCGAUUGAAUGUCAACCUUAAUAAUGAAAAAAAUAGGUAGCAUUUCAUUUGUCUCGUAAACUUUUCGAACAAAUGAAAUUCAACUUAAUUGAGAAUACAACAAGAUUCUAAAUUCCUUGGCUAUAAUUUUAUAUGGUGGGCGGCACGAGGCUAGAGUCGCGCCAGGCCAAAAAAAAAUUUAGUCAUGUCAUAUAAAUCUGGCCUAGGAACGCAAUCAUAAAAUACUUGAUAGUCGGGUUUUCGGCUGAAUGUACUAGGUGGUAAGUAGAAAAGUUCCUUUUUUAAUUUUUAGGGUUCCGUACCCAAAGGGUAAAACGGGACCCUAUUACUAAGACUUCGCUGUCCUUCCGUCCGUCCGUCCGUCCGUCUGUCACCAGGCUGUAUCUCACGAACCGUGAUAGCUAGACAGUUGAAAUUUUCACAGAUGAUGUAUUUCUGUUGCCGCUAUAACAACAAAUACUAAAAACAGAAUAAAGUAAGAUUUAAAUGGGGCUCCCAUACAACAAACGUGAUUUUUGACCAAAGUUAAGCAACGUCGGGAGUGGUCAGUACUUGGAUGGGUGACCGUUUUUUUUUUGUUUUUUUUUUGCAUUAUGGUACGGAACCCUUCGUGCGCGAGUCCGACUCGCACUUGCCCGGUUUUUCUAUAGCAUUUAAUCCUGGAAAUGUUUCAGUAUUUUUUUAGAGGUUUAAUUUGGUUAAUAUCGGUUUUUAUAGAAUUUUUUUUUCUAUAAUCGACUAUUUCGAUAAAACUUCGAUCAAUCGGUUUUCGUUUUUUUCGCUUCGAGUAAUCUUUGAAUAUCGCGAUGUUACUAUAAAUUUUUGAACGUGCACAUCUCUUAGCAGUGGGUAUAGGUAAGUACGUGUUCAUUAAGUACAUAUGUACGAGUAGGUACCUAACUACCUACGUUCUUAAGAUGAUUAGUACUUUUACUACUUGCAUAUCAUAGUUAUAUGGUAUAUUGUUAUGUAUUUGAAACGAUAUGUAUUCGGUAUUUUAUUAUGUGUGGACGUAAUUCGAUAAUGAUAUUGAUGGGACGUGACAUGGCUGCUAUGUUAUGGCUAUAAUAUAUGGCUAUUUAAACUAUUUCAUAUGAAAUAAUGAAUGCAUAUUAUUGAUUAUGAUUAAGGUGUUCUUCACAUUAGAUACGGAUUCUCACGCCGCUCCGGUGUGCGAGCGGGACACUGUUAUAUACGCACAUAGCGCUGUCACGUUUAUACACAAAAGCGAUGUGCGAAUUCGGAUCAGUGUGAUUGAUGUAAUUUAUACCGGCCAAAAGAAUUGGCCAACACUUGGAACAGGACAAAUUGUCGUUUAUUUUUUUGAGCUACGUCCGUUAAGUGGAAAAUGUACAGUCAGCAGCAGAAGUUGCUAAGCGGGCGAGGUGUUCUAAAUUACCUGGACACGCUCUUAUUCUCUUAACAAUAAAGUCAAGAUCAUUUUGAACACCUGGCCCGCUUAGCAACUUCUGCUGCUGACUGUAUGAACCCGCAAUAAAAACCAAUUAAUGUGUAAACAGGCCCGAAUGUGUGAAGGCCAGCCACACAUAUCCCGCAGUCACAUUUAAAUCCUUAUUGACCUUAUCAAUCUUUAGUAUUAUCAAGUGUUGGCCAAAUGUUUUGGCUACUAACGUACUUAAGGGGAAUUGAGUUUGGUGAUUAAAUUGUGAUUUUGAAUAGAAAUCUCGGUAAUCAUAUGGGGUAUCUAUGAAAAGGGACCUUAUUCUCGAUGGCGCUUACGCCGCACAGCGUCGCGCGGCGCGGCGUUGUAUUUAUAUCGGAUUUGUUAAUAAUGGCGUAAGCGCCAUCGACAAUAAGGUCCCUUUUCAUAGAUACCAUCACAUAUAAAUAAAUAAGGAUACUUACUGUUAAGAUUUUAGCGUUAUUUGUUACUAUUAUCUAAUAUAAAAAUGCUUUAAAUCCUACUACUUAAAUAUAGGUAAUUAAAAAUGUCAGUGCUUGAGAUGAAUUGUCGAACCGCUCCUUAUCGGCAUUAUUAGUAGGUACAUACACUUAAGAGUAAUGAAAAUUGGUCAUUUUGUAUGGUAGGUAACUUAGUGUUCAUGUUUCUGGUUAUGUUGAAGGUGUACUUUAGGCAUCUAACGCGUCUUGUAAAUUAUUAUAAAAUUCAUACGAUAGAUAUGUACUUACAGGAAUUAAGGGCUUGAUGAAAAACAAAAUAAGACCACCAUCUACUACUAGGCAGGUAUAGUUUGGCAAGCCAUCUCCUGCAGUAGAAAAAGGCGGCAAUUUAAAAAAAAGUAGAAAGGUUGUCCUCCCAUAGAAAAUUUGAAUUUCUACUGACAAAGUGGGUUUGCCAGAGUAUAUGUUACGGUAUAUUUUUUUCCCGAGCACUAACACCGUUUUUACCAUAGGGGCACACGGGGCCCGUGCCCAGGGCCCCCAUCCUCAGGGGGCCCCGAAGGAUAGACAUUAGCAUUAUAUUUGAUUACAUAUAAAAAAUAGAAGAUCAUAGUAGAAAAAUGUUAGUUUAAUUUGCUUUCUCGACCGGUCUGGCCUAGUGGGUAGUGACCCUGCCUGCGAAGCCGAUGGUCCUGGGUUCGAAUCCCAGUAAGGGCAUUUAUUUGUAUAAUGAUAUAGAUAUUUGUUCCUUAGUCAUGGGUGUUUUCUAUGUAUUUAAGUAUUUAUAUAUUAUAUAUAUCGUUAUCGUUGUCCACAACACAAGCCUUCUUGAGCUUACUGUGGGACUUAGUCAAUCUGUGUAAGAAUGUCCUAUAAUAUUUAUUAUUAUUUAUUUAUUUCUUUACUUUCCAAAAGGGCCCCAAAGUCUUAUGUGCCCAAGGGCCCCAGCAUAGUUUAAGACGGCCCUGCUGACAGUUAUAGUUUUUUGGUCAAAUAGUGUAAUAGUACAUCCUUUCCAUGGAAAAUCGUCUAAAGACGAUUGUUCUCAGGUAUCGCUCAACGCAUAAUAUACUCGAUUAUUUUUAAGAAUGGCUUACUAGUCACACAUUCACUGCCAGCGACCCGCCACGCGGGUUCUCUGUUUGUAGGCGCUUUUCGCUAAAAAGCGGAAAAAUGAGCUAUCGGUUAUAAGCGUAGCGCGUAGCUCGCGCUGGCAGUGAAUGCGGCAAUGAUGCUGCGCUGUUAUCCUAUAGAGAAAUGUCAAACAUUACAUAUAUUUAGGUUAAGUAACAUUACAAUUUUAACCCAGCAAAACGUGAUGCAAACGCAACGCAACAUUAAAGUUUUCUGACCGAAACCGAACCUUUGGCCGAAGCAUACAUAUAUGAUUUUUAUGCCGUAAGCUUGCCAUAGCUUGAUACGUAAUUGCGUUUGUAUUGCACUCUAUGAGCAAAGUGCUAAUAAUGCUCGACAGUCGACACACUAUUUGAUAGUUAUCUACCACCACCACAUAACAAAUGUGACCUGUAGCCGCUAGGCGGCACCACUGUCGCUAUAUAUAUGUCGUUAUACCUGGUUUCGGACUAGGAUAUUAGUUGAUCCAUUCAACUAAAAAUAUCAAGCAAGUGUGCAUAUAAACAAUGUAGUUUGCUUUAUUAAAAAAUAUAUUUUCUGAUAAAUAAAUUUUAUGACGCUUA